Lepisosteus oculatus (spotted gar) is the source of this 3708-nucleotide messenger RNA. RefSeq names its product junctional adhesion molecule 3b (gene jam3b). The record is from RefSeq and is a predicted model, not a curated record. Lineage: Eukaryota; Metazoa; Chordata; Actinopteri; Semionotiformes; Lepisosteidae. Gene Ontology annotation, biological process: cell-cell adhesion; cell migration. Gene Ontology annotation, molecular function: protein heterodimerization activity; cell-cell adhesion mediator activity; protein homodimerization activity. Gene Ontology annotation, cellular component: plasma membrane; cell-cell contact zone; protein complex involved in cell adhesion.
CCUCUAUUUUGCGCAUGUACGGGCAGAUAAUCCAUUGAGCAACUCAACAAGAUGGCGAAAGCAAGGCUGGCAGGAUUUGCGAUCCUCUUCUCUGCACACUGCUGUAGCAUGGUGCUCGCAGUGACACUGAAAAGUGCCAAUGAGAACCCUGUGGUUAAAGAGUUUGACCGGGCUGAGCUGUCCUGCUUGAUACACUCAAUUUCCACUGCAAAUCCCAGAAUUGAAUGGAAAAAGAUCCACAGUGAGGGACCGAGCUACGUUUAUUUUCAAAACAAAAUUUCAGGAGAUCUGGAAAACAGGGCCUUUUUGUUAAAACCUGCAACUUUAGUGAUAACCAAUGCAACCCGGUCAGACACUGCAAAAUACCGAUGUGAAGUGACAGCUGCCAAUGAUCAGAAAUCAUUUGAUGAAAUUUUAAUCAAUCUUGUAGUACAAGUGAAGCCUGUAGCACCCACCUGUACCGUGCCCAAGUCUGUGCCCGUGGGGAAGUCGGCUGAGCUGAAGUGUUCUGAAAGCGAGGGAUAUCCGCGACCUCAGUACCAGUGGUUCCGCAACAGGGAGGAAAUUCCCGAAGACCCCAAGAGCAGCCCCCGAUACGUCAACUCCUCCUACACCCUGAACUUAGGAAGCGGAACACUGAAAUUCAGUGCUGUAAGGAAGGAGGAUGCAGGGGAGUAUUUCUGCAGAGCCAAGAACCAAGCAGGAGAGGCACAGUGUGGCCCACAGAUGAUGGAAGUCUAUGACUUAAACAUCACAGGGAUCAUCCUGGGAGUACUGGUGGUAGUGGUGGUUCUUGUGUGCAUAACAGUAGGCAUCUGUUGCGCAUAUAAAAGAGGUUACUUAGUCAGCAAGAAGCAGACAGGAAACAACUAUAAAACACCUGCGAAAGGUGAUGGGGUGGAUUAUGUCAGAACAGAUGAAGAGGGAGACUUCCGGCACAAAUCGUCCUUUGUCAUUUGAUGUCGCUGCGGUGAGAAGGAGGAAGAAACGCUCAGAUAGGCAAAUACCUCCUCUGAUGAACGUCUUGGCUUGGGAGGCGACGAACAAACUGCCUGGGGAGGCCCCUUCUACAAGAGGAACAUCUGCAGCGAAAAGACUUGACUUUGCCAAAGGUGACAACAGUUCUCACACAGCAGAUUAACAGCAAACCAACCUUGUUUUUCGCAUUCACUGUAACAGCCAGCCUCAGCGAUGAGCACUUGCCAUGAUUUUUUCUGUUAAAUCUGAAAGUCUCAGCAAAACCAGAUACAUGCUUUGUCAUGAUAUUUUGUAGUCGCGGCACAGGUAGAGGAAAUAUAGGAUGUUGUUGAAGCAUGGCUCAUUUCAGUGGCCCUGUUAUUGCGUGUUGUGAGAGACGAAGCUAAGAUUUGUGUUUGUUUCAAAGCAAGAGGAUGGUGCCGCGGUUCAGGAAGUCAACGCUGUUUCCUUCCAAUUUUGCAGGUCAGCUUUUAGUCUAUUAGAACAGCUUUGGACUUAGUCAACAUGGCGUUUCUACCGAAAACACCCUUCUCAAAACCAAUUGUUGUCAUUUCUACAGUAUAAUGUACCAUUUUUUUGUACCAACAAAUUUUGUCAAACUAUUUUUGAUGGAAUAUAUUUUGAAAUGCCUAUAGAUAAAGGUUUACUUUUUUAAUAUUUGUAAAAUACUAACAUUGAAGCCAAUAUUUUUGUUUUUGUUAAAUUUUACUUGUUUGGUUUUAACAAAUGUAGUUAACAUUUAUAACCACACAGUAUUCUACACACUAGUAAAGUGCAUUAGAGUUAGACUGUAUGGAAGUAAUUAUAACUAGGUGGAUGUUCUUUAUUAAAAAAUGCUGCAGCAUAUCAAGGUAUUGUUUGUUUUUGAACAACUGUCUUACACUAUUUUUAAACUGCUGGGAUUUAAAUAAUGUUAAUAUGAAGGACUAGUAAGAAGUGUAAUUUUGUAGAUAGUCUUAUGGACAGUAGAAUUUAUAAGGCACCAGUUCUACGCUGGUGAACACUGCCAAGGAGUGCAGUAUACUCUUAAUUUCAAGUGACCUUCUAUGCUUUUUUUCUGUAAAUAUUGAAUAUACAGGCCCAAGUUGGCUUUUAUUUUUAGUUUUAAGUUAAAGAUGAUAUUUCAGUAUUAAGAACACAUCCAAAAACCUGAGCAGAAUAAUAAAAUGUUUUUUUUUUUAUUGUGCACGUUAAUAAGUAUUUUACUGGGUGUAUAUAUACAGUGUGUAAGAAGCUAUGAAGAUGGCAUGAUAGUGAUUAAUAGCAGCAGCAGUUUAGCACAAAGGCAAGUCACAAUGAGCUGGCAUGUAAAGGAUAAGCCAAUGGAGUUUUUGACAACAGACUGACUGCAUUGUGCUGUCCACAUUAUGACAGCUUAACCCUUUGGAGACAUUUUCCCUUACAAAUUGUGGGAGGUUUUAACUCGAGAACACGGCCUGUGGUUUGUGGAAAAGGGUGUCCUGUAUCGGAUAAAAUUGGAAGCCAAAAAAAUAAUUGAAGUCUGAGCUGUGCUGCUCUGCAUGCAUUACUGUAGAACUAGGCUCUUUAACAGUAAAAUGAGUCGUCGUUUCAGAACAGGGUGGAUUUAAUAUGUUUUGCAAAAAAUAGGAUUUAGUUUGGUGGCUUGGAUUUAAGGGGGUUCAAAUGUCACUGUGCUUUUCCAGAUUUUGUACAGCAUUAGAAAUGGUUCACAAAUAUCACAAACAUAUAAGAUUCCAUGCCUGAAAGAGUUAAAAAAAAAUUAGGUAUUCACAAUCAGUAGUUCUUUGUGAUUUGCCUUAGCUGAGUGCAUUGUGUGGCAUGCAAGAACUUUAAAAUGUAUUUCACACUUAGAUUUGGACUCUUGAUUUUUACAUUUCAUUUAGUUGUUCUAAAAAACACCUUUCUUUCUUAAUGCAUUUUUUGUUCUUUUGUCAUCGAGGAAAUACAAAGGGCAGAAAAAAAGGCUUUUCAAUAUCUGUAAAUUGCAAGGAAACAUUUAGUUCUUACCAUUUUAAAGACUACCUUUUGUAAAACUGCCUUUUCCAUUGUAUACCCAAUUACUUUGUUCUGAAGUUACUUUCAUAAGCAUUAUACUGUAUUAUAGCUGAAGUAAUGUUUUGUAUACACUGUAGCAGUGGAUGUUCUGGACAAAGUAUAGUUGUAGAAUUCACUCAUUCCUCUCAAAGUGCCUUUCAUUGCUCCAGAUUCACAUUUAAUUGAAACAAAUUCAUGUUUGAGGAAGAUAUCUAGUCAAUUAAAGUGAAGAUUGAUGUUUUUAAUAAGGCGCUAUAGAAGUAUACUUUCCAAUCAUCUCUAAAGCUUAGGAGACAUUAUAUAAAUUAAUGGAGCACUAACUGUGCUUUCAUUUGUACUUACUGUACUGUAUGUCCAGGUUACUGACUUUAUUGUAAAAUUCAUUUCAAAAAGUCCAGACUACAGAUUUGAUAGAGUUCAUGAAGAAAUAUGCAACGUCGCCUUGGGAAUAAAGCCAAAAUCUUUACCACAAAAUUCAGUUAAGCUCAUAAUAAGGUUACGUAGGUUUUUGAGAGGAAUGACCACUUAAAAUUCAGACAUUUCCACUAAAUAGCCAAGCAGUGACCAUAAUGUUGUGCUGGAGAAAUCGUCACUUUAUAUUCUUUGCUACCCACAAAAGGUGCAACAUAUCUCAUGGCCAUUUUUGUAAAUAAUUCAAUUUUCCAUCAUUUUUACAGAAUUUAAUAAAUUGUACUCAUUUUUCCAUGGAGGAAA